CUCAACUAUCACAUAAAAUAUUAAAAUUAAAGUAUUAUUGAAAAAGGAAAGGUUUAUUUUUUUUGAACCAAAUUAAAAAGAAAAGCAAGUUAUUCUUGCUAAAAACUUAUGAAUUUCGAUCAAAUAGUGUCUGAACUGAUCAAUUUCGGUAAUCAAAAUUAUUUGUAAUUCCUAGAAGAAAUGUGUGAUGAAUAUUCACUGCCUCGCAGGUACCUGAAUUGUGAGGUUGAUUGGGAUGACGAUAAAUUCCUCCCCGAAGGCGCUUCGAAGAAUUAUCGAGCUAUAUUUCAAACAAUUUAUGCCAAAUACUUCACUCAGAUUUUGGAAUCCGAGGGUUUCGACAUUUCCAUAUAUCCCGGUCCAGCCGAGGCAGCUGUGUGUAUACCAUACCUGGAUUUUGAAAAAGAACUUGACUUGCUGAGGGUUCUGGCUGAACAUGCUAUUCAGGAAUACAACCUUAAGGAGGAAAAUGUUUACAAGUACAAGUUCAUGUUUAUUGAAACAGUGAACUUUAUUGUGGCUGGACAUCGUGAAUUUUUCAUGAACGUUAGAGUUAAUAAUCUCACUCUGCGUACACCUGUGGAAAUGUUUCGAAUCCGCGCAUAUAGAGGAAUAGAUGGGAAGAAUGUUGUCGUUCUUUGCCAGAGAAAAAUGUUUCCGCCUGAGUUGGCUUAUCAACAACGUUGAAUUGAGGAGAAGCAAGCUUUGCUGAAGACUGGUUGAACUUUUGCUUUCUGAAUCUAGUACUAUUUGAAAACUCCAUCCUAUGUAACUAAAGUGGUUGUUAAUGUUGAUUGACACCUUUAUUAGCUGUUGAAGUAUUUCCGAUAAAUUUUAUUUAUGGUCGAACGAACUCCCUUGUAACAGAACUUCCCAUAGACUUUGCUCUUUUUGCAGGGAUCCCUAAAUUCUAUAUUAUCCCAUUUAUUUAUGGUCGACCAUUAAUAUCUA
Molecule: messenger RNA, 951 nt
Organism: Capsicum annuum
Lineage: Eukaryota; Viridiplantae; Streptophyta; Magnoliopsida; Solanales; Solanaceae
Exons: 4
Coding region: 181-687 (168 amino acids)
Source: RefSeq, a predicted model, not a curated record